This is a messenger RNA of Paramuricea clavata, 1700 nucleotides long. Lineage: Eukaryota; Metazoa; Cnidaria; Anthozoa; Malacalcyonacea; Plexauridae. The record is from the annotation of a GenBank genome assembly.
AUGGAAGUUUUUGACUUCUUGCAAUGCUUACAUUUUGCUGUCAACGACAGCAACUAUUAUUCUUCUGUGAUUUUGAAACCAAAACAAGUGUUGUGUCUAGAAGCCGUGUAUCUUGGGAAAGAUCUUUUAGCGAUUUUACCUACUGGAUACGGAAAAUCAAUAAUAUUCCAUCUGCUUCCCUCGUUGUUGUCGGAAAAGAACAGGAGAUCAAGUUCUCUACCACAACAAGUCCUAUCUCCCGUGGUAGUUGUCAUUUCUCCUUUGAAUUCCCUCAUGAACGAUCAACUACGAAGGAUAAAUACCAGACGAGAUAGAGCUGCUGUUUUGAGUUCGCGUAAGCUUACGGAUCAAGCUGGGGAACACACUGUGCUCGAUAAAACAAAUAUCGACGAUUCACGUCUAAAAAAUGCCAGUUAUGAAUUUAUAUUUGCCCAUCCAGAAGCGUGUUUGUCCACAAAACAAGGAGUUGCCCUUUUUCAGAGUGAUGUUUACAAACGUGCUGUGUUGGCUGUGGUUAUAGACGAAGCUCAUUGUAUUUUAGAAUGGUAUGUAUUUAGUUCUACAUUUUAAUAUAUUAUAAAUUUUGUAAGAUAUAAAUUCACGGCAACCUGCAGGUAAGGUCAGACAAAGAUUUGUGACUGAGUAUCUUAUAUGUCUGAUAGACUGAUAGUAUAAAUUUAUUUACUCCAAAUAUCUUUAUAUCUAAAUUUACAUGUUUGCUGGUUUGCAUGACAGCUAGGUGCCUCUAAAACAUGUAUGUUAUCGCGAAGUAUUUUUGUCUGUAUAGCGUAGUUUAUACAGUAUAGCUACAAACUGUUUGAAGAACUUAAAAUUUAUGUCAAAUGUUAUAUUUCUUUUAUUCAAGGGGCAGUGAAUUCAGAACUGAUUAUUCACAGCUGGGGAUGUUGUCUGCCUUUUUCCCAAAUGCUUCCCUCAUUGCUCUGACUGCUACUGCAAACAAGUUUGACAGAACCAAAAUUAAGGAAUCUCUCAACAUGAAGAACCCAUUUGAAGUAAUUGGUGAUGCAGACAGACCGAACAUAUUUUACAGUAAAGUGUUUAGACAAGGUGAGGAAAUAACUUCAUACGAAAGUAUACUGAUGCCAAUUGCCGAAAAGUUGCUGAAAUUGAAUCUGACCUACCCAAUAACUAUUUUAUAUUUACCACUGAAGUGGUGCGGCUUUGCAUACAAGCUUUUUGACAGUAUUCUUGGCAAGGAACAAUAUUUCCCACCUGAUGCUGAUCACAUUCCUGAGAACAGGUUGUUUGCCCAGUACCACGCCCCUCAAACAUUAGCAAUGAAGGAAAUGAUUUUAUGUCAACUGACUUCUAGUUCUUCAACUGUUCGAGUUGUAUUUGCCACCGUGGCUAUUGGUAUGGGAGUUGACAUUCCUUCCAUUAGGGAAAUUAUUCAUGUGGGGCCACCCUCAUCUGUUCAGCAGUAUUUUCAGGAGACAGGUAGAGCUGGCAGAGAUGGACUAGCAUCCAAAGCAGUACUUUACUAUAAUAACAGGGAUAUUUCUAAAAACAGACAUGUGGGAGAAGAUAUGAGGAGUUAUUGUAGAAUUGAAGAUCAGUGUCUGCGUUCAUUUUUGCUUAAGUAUUUACAAUGUGGCGAACCAAGUCAUGAAUAUUUAGGGCAUCGCUGUUGUUCCUUUUGUUCAAUGCAAUGUCUGUGUCCUGAUUGUGAUCAGCACUAA